AUGGGCAAACGGAGCAACUCUCUGCCCCGCACACCCUCCGAGGUCAACGACGAACACAGAGACCUCUUGGGCCAAAUGGAUCGGCAGAUGUCCUAUUCCGAGAAAGACGGGACACGCACCGGGAGUCGGGCGUUUAGGGACGAGAAAGUGGUGCACCGAGACGGGGACAGACACAGCGUAGAGCCUGGGCGACGGAACAGCGGGUUUAUGCGACAGAACUCCAAUGGAACGGUUGAUGAAGAAGACCAUGCUACAGCCUUGGAGGUGGGCAAUUCCCAGGCAGGCCUCACUAGAGACGUCUCUUACAAGGCAGCCAAGCGUAGCUAUCGAGCGCAGGUGCGGG
Molecule: messenger RNA, 343 nt
Organism: Sphaeroforma arctica JP610
Lineage: Eukaryota; Ichthyosporea; Ichthyophonida
Exons: 1
Source: RefSeq, a predicted model, not a curated record